Messenger RNA from Phanerochaete carnosa HHB-10118-sp, 311 nucleotides. RefSeq lists its product as uncharacterized. Bases 75 to 311 code for a protein of 78 amino acids. NCBI's taxonomy places the organism in Eukaryota, Fungi, Basidiomycota, Agaricomycetes, Polyporales, Phanerochaetaceae. The record is from RefSeq and is a predicted model, not a curated record. The transcript has a single exon.
UGCCAGAACCUCUGACGUUGUCAGCAGCAAGCUUCGGACGACCGGGAAAGUGUGCCAUUACCUUUUUGCGCAACAUGCAUCCAUUAGUCGCUAUUGACGAGAUAUUUCAGGUAAUACUCGUGAAUAUCAACGAGAGAAUAACGUUGCGAUGCUUGGCUCUGUCCUGUCGGGCGUUCUAUGACCCAGCCAUGGACGAGCUCUGGGCUGAUCUAGAAGGUCUGCAGCCACUUGUCAAAUGUCUUCCAUCCCAUAUGGUCAAAAAGGCUAAAGGGACGAUUGCUGCCGUGGUAAGUAGUAUGGUGCAAACAUAA